CUGAACUUAAUUAUAACUAAACUUCAUACCCUCGCAUUCAAAAGGUCAAAACAGUUAUUGUUUUUAUUAUUAGUUAAUCGAAAUAAACAAAGUUUAAAUUGAGAUGGAUUCAAGAAGUUCAAAUCUCUCCAGAGUGUUCGCGAAAAGAAGAAAAAAACCUAGCGGUAGUAUAGACCAAGGAGGGAUCGAUGGAAGCAGUCAGUGGUCGGAGUAUCCGAUCAUCAGCGAGCACUCGGAGACAGUCGAGCCCGAUUACCACGGGGAAAGCAGCCAAUUUCUGUUUUCUUCAGGAUACUCGGUGGAACCCAACCUGUACUCGAUCAACCAAUCACAUGUCUCGGAGGGAGAGGGCCACGUUCUCUCGGACUCAUGCAUGACUCAAACGUACGACACUAUGGAAGAUAUCGUGAGUCAUGCAUGGGGGCACAAUGGACACAAGACACGGGCAUACCGAGAGGGGGUGAUACAGAAAAAAUUGGGUCUGCAGAGCCACAGAAGAUUCGAGGAGUCUCGUCGAAUGACUAAUUCUCAAACGGCCAGUUUCCAAAAGUCAUCGACUAAUGAGCGGAAGGGGGCAUCGUGGCUGCUGUGGUUCAUUGAGAAGAUAGUGGGACUGAGUGGACAGCCGCAGAAGACGAACAUAGUGGCAGAUGUGAUCUACCUCUUCCUCAUAGUAGUCACAAUCGGAUACUUCUUCCUCUGUGCCGUCUUCAUCACCAUCGAAAUCAGAGAAGAGCAGAAGCAAUCAGACGUGAACGUGUGGGAAAAACUGAAAGAAAUUCUCAUCAAUCAGUUCAAGUUUCUCUGGAAGGCUUCCCUCUGCAUCGUAUUCAGAAAUGAGUUGAGAAAACUUAUCAACGACGACUUGAUGGUGCGGACUCUGUUGAAACACGUGAAGAUGUUGACCCCUCUGCCGUUUGUGGCAAUUCUGUUAGGUUUCGCCUCCACUACACUCGACAUCUUCAUAGACUUGAGGACUAACUUCUUGAAGCUUUAUUCUAAUGUACACGUGGCCUCCUACGCAGAGCCGACAUUACUCACAUUUCGGACCAUAACAUCAGUUCUGUCUAUUACCUGGAGUAACCUUCUGUUAGUUCUGCUGGGUGCCUGGUGCAACUACCUCUCAGACACUAUCAAACUCAUGUUCAGAGACCUAGAUGAAGACGCUGUCAUUUGCGAGUACAACUUCUUCAUUCACCAACAACAAAAACAGCUGCAUCAGCAACAGCGAAUCAGACCACAGAGGAACGAAUACUCAACUGGCAUCAGAGAUAUUCACAAUCACAAUGCAAUCAAUGUGACAAACAGGAGUUCCUAUUUGAGAGACAGAGAAGAGGUGGGGCAGCUGCACUCCAGACACAGUCCCACCCCUGACAGAGGGGGUGGUGGGGGCGGGGGAGGAGCACUGAGAGAGGGCGGGGGAGGGGUUUGUCAGACUUGUGAUGAAAUUGAGAUACUCACAAAUGAACAGCUUCUGCUGAUGUACACUCAGUUGCGUGAACGACUAGUGUACACUUCAACUAGUUUCGAGACAUGGCUGGGUCUGAACCUUCUCUCUGGCUGCUUGAAUUCAGUCUUGUUCCUGUUGCGCUACGUCACUGAUGGCGCUGAGCUGGAUGUAAUUGCUAGACAGGCGUUAAUCAUGGGCUACUUACCUGUCCUAGUUCAGAAUGUGCUCCGAGUCAACUCCCAGUUGGGUAAUUUGCCCAAGCAUAUCUACCCUCUACCUACCCGUGCCUCUGUAUUCACCCUCAUAAACGCAUCCAAAGCAGAACUGUGUAUUUUUGGAAGACCUCUAACUUACGGAUCUGUAUGUGCAGUAUUCCUGGCCAUAUGUGUCGGACUGACAACAAGACUCCUUGUGCAGCUAUAAAAUAACUUUGAGCUCAAAUAAAUCAAAAGAUCAACCUAAAAUAAUGAGUUAUGAUCAGACCGGACUCCGUCGAACAGCCAAAAAAACAACACUUCUUGCUGUAUGGUUA
This is a messenger RNA of Symsagittifera roscoffensis, 1982 nucleotides long. RefSeq lists its product as uncharacterized. Bases 104 to 1873 code for a protein of 589 amino acids. NCBI's taxonomy places the organism in Eukaryota, Metazoa, Xenacoelomorpha, Acoela, Convolutidae. The record is from RefSeq and is a predicted model, not a curated record. The transcript has 10 exons.